This is a messenger RNA of Hypoxylon trugodes, 2103 nucleotides long. RefSeq lists its product as uncharacterized. The record is from RefSeq and is a predicted model, not a curated record. The coding region runs from base 246 to 1802 and encodes 518 amino acids. Lineage: Eukaryota; Fungi; Ascomycota; Sordariomycetes; Xylariales; Hypoxylaceae. The transcript has 2 exons.
CUACCAUGACGCUGCUUUGUUUCUUUGACGGGUAGUUUCCGAAACCGAUCAACUAAUAUCGUUGUAUUCCACGCUCAAUAUAACUAUCAAGUUGUAACAUUCAGAUUGUACGGAUGGGGCAUAUAUUACCUAGGUAAUAGCACCAGCUUGCCCUGCUUUGUGCAUCCUCCUAUGGACCCUUUCCACAACGAUAACUUCUAACAAUCUCGAGCUACUAAUUUUAUCUCUUUACUUCUGGCAUAAAAAUGGACGUCGACGGCGAAGGCGAGGAGGCCAAUUUACUCAGGAGAAAGUGCAGGUUGGCUUUUGGCGAUGAGUUGGUGGACAAGUAUACCACAGACUGCGGGCUCCUAGACGCUCUUAUUCAUUGGUCCUACAACUGGUUUAAGGUCCGCUUCCGAACUCUCACGAGUAUUGCGUUGAAUGACCCAAGUAUCAUUACAGGUCAGCCUGACUUCCGCCUCCGUCAAUCGAUGAAAAAGGACAUGAACGCCCUCAUCCAUGCCCCGAAUUUAAUUGAAGAUGCAUUAUGGGUUCGAUCUACUCAUCUGGAGGAACUAGAUGAUCCUGAUUCGCUAUAUCGGAAUACUCAGCUCACGACAACUCAGCUUUACCAAUUGAUAUAUCGAAUGGAACCAGACACCGGUCUCCGCCUUGGACUGCUUUCGAGAGUCCCUCGUGCGGGAAUAGGACUAGAAUACAAGGAUCUCAUGAAAAAUUAUGAACUAGGGAUGACUAUGUGUAUUAGACUUAUUGAUUCCUGGGUGGAUUUCAGGGGCUUGGUUACUACACAUCAUAGCGAGGCUUGGGACCACCGCACCAGGAUGUCAAGACACGAAUAUAUGGAAGACAAAUGGUAUGGGCCUGGGGGUCUUGAGCUCGAUUCGGACUUCGAGGAGUUCUUGUCUUUGGUAGUUCUUCAUAUGGCUACCUUAUAUGCUCACUCGAACCCCCAAGACCUAGGUCACCCACAACCCUAUACCAAUGCCUAUGACUAUUUCCGAGGGACUGAACAACAUAAUCCAUUAUAUCGGGUGAGGGAUCUGGUCAAAGGAGUUGAAAGGCCUGCAUUUCCAUUAGAAUUACCGCCGAAGGUUCCUAUACCUGGUAGUAUUAUUCCGGACGGGCUUGCCCCGCUGAAUAUACUGGGGGGUGCGCCACACUGCUUCUUCCAGCCCUAUCCGGGUCUUUGGCGGUAUAUUCACCCGAGAAUAGGUCGGCAUCACAAGCCGCUUCCCGAGCACCCUCAUAUUGUGGUCAUUUACCCAACCCACCCAUACCCGCUUCCGCCCCUUGCUAAUACAAAUAUCCCUAUACCAGGUAUGACUUGGGCAACCAUUGCGAACCAACCAGCACCCGGAGCUCCUCAGGGCAAAGGUGAUAUCCUCACUCCUCCUGGUAGUAGUCCGAUGCCUAAGACUGGUGGUAAAGACGGUGGUAAAGACGGUGGUAAAGACGGUGGGGGUGGUGGCCGUGGCGGUCUCGCUGCAGCUUACGGGGCCGCUCUCAGGGAAAGGUAUUACGCUCAGAGCAAGCGCUCUGUACACUGGAAGGAUGAGCUACUCUUCGAAGAAGAAAGCGAGGACUUGGACUCGAACUCGGAUUCAGGUCUAGGUCUGAACUCGUCAUCUGGCAGCACAGACGAGCCCGCUGAGGUGUCUUACUGGGGUCAGGGACCAAAAGGUUCUAAAUCGCCUCUACGCCAGACUUUCAGCACGUCUCUCAAGAGGAAGAGAAGUGGCCCUGCUAGAUCUAACCCCGUGCUGUCCAAAAGAUCUAGACGCGGGGCGGUCUCGGAGUAAAAAGUUGAUGCAUUGUAUCGUUUGAUUAUAUUUGGGAUAUUAUAUAUCUCUAUCAUUGGAUCAUAUAUUUUUAUGUUUUUGUUUUGUUUUGUUUUGUUUUGUUGAUUUAUACAACAUUGCAUUUAUGUUCUACGGAGAGUAAAGAAAAGACAGUCGGAAAAAAAAAAUUAAAAACUAGAUAAAUAUGCUGCUUGAAGAGGAUUCAAGUGGUUUACGAGUUGAUCCGUAAACUGUUCUGUAAUUGUUUUCAUUAACAGAUUGGAACUAGUAUAUGAUUAAUGGAGUUAUGGAUUUACCUAUA